Molecule: messenger RNA, 1112 nt
Organism: Atta colombica
Lineage: Eukaryota; Metazoa; Arthropoda; Insecta; Hymenoptera; Formicidae
Gene: Rnf146
Product: E3 ubiquitin-protein ligase RNF146
Exons: 4
Coding region: 97-978 (293 amino acids)
Biological process (GO): ubiquitin-dependent protein catabolic process; Wnt signaling pathway
Cellular component (GO): cytoplasm; nucleus
Molecular function (GO): ubiquitin protein ligase activity; poly-ADP-D-ribose binding; zinc ion binding
Source: RefSeq, a predicted model, not a curated record
CCUUCGCGAGUAUUGAUAAGACGCGUGCUGCUGUUUACAAACUAGACAAGGAAUUGAUUAUAUCGAUGAAGCUCUGACCCUAUCGGGUCAAAUUGUAUGAUCUUCUCUGUCAUGGCACAAGCGAAACUCGACGUGCCGGAGAAAUCUGGCGGUAUUAAAGAAAAGGACAAGGAUUCCGAGGAAAAGGAAGGUCCUACUGUCGUACCAGAAUGUGCAGUGUGCCUGCAACCUUGCAUUCAUCCAGCACGAUUACCUUGCAGUCAUAUAUACUGCUAUUUAUGUGUGAAGGGUGUUGCUAAUCAGAGCAAACGAUGCCCAAUGUGUCGUCAAGAGAUCCCACCAGAUUUUCUUGAGAGACCUCAGUUAGUGGAAGUGGAGGAGCCUCAGAAGGAAUUGGAACAUCCCGAGGAAGAAUACCAAUGGUUUUACGAAGGCCGAAAUGGUUGGUGGCAAUAUGAUCAGCGUACAAGUAUCGAAUUAGAAACGGCAUAUAAACAGGGUAAAAGGACCUGCGAGUUGUUGAUUGCAGGAUUUCUUUACAUUGCCGACUUUGGUUCGAUGCUCCAGUUACGUAGAAAUGAUCCUUCUAGACGAAGGAGAAUCAAAAGAGAUCUAUAUAAUGUUCCAAGAAAAGGAGUUGCUGGAUUACGGCUCAACGUACAGGAUGAAGAGAUUGUCAGAGAAAUAAGAGGUGCAGAACGACCAGCUAGUCCUGCAAGUGAUAGUAUGGGUACAGGAGACGGCACAAAUACUCCUAUACCACCUAGUAAUACGCCACAGACACCUGCAGGUGGAACAGCAAGUGGUGACGCUACACCUCUAAACGAUAGAGUAGAUCAGAGGUCGGAUUCCUUGCAUCAAGUCCUAGAACAAAUGCGCUCUUUAGUUUUAAGAGAGCAUCUGUCCUUAAACAGCGAUAAUGAAUUUGAAGAAGACACGGAAGACACGUCGAUUUCGGAUCAUCCCACUCUUUCAUAGCUACAAACAUCGAAUUUAUAUUUAUCAGAGACCGUCGCAAUCUUAUUUCAAAAUAUCCAAUUCAUUUCCAUACUUUUCAUAUUGCUACUCAGCUCAAUAAGAUAGUAUUCUAUACACAUACCCGCACGCACGCA